AUGUUAACUCAACGAAUGAAAAAUCGUCAGAUAAUACGAAGUUCUGAUGGAGGGGAAAACGAGACAAACAACGUGCAAGCAACAGAAAUAAAUAAUAAUUUGAAUAUUCACAUGUUUGAACAGUUUAAUUACUUAAUAAUGCAAAUUGUAGAACCGUUUCUGAUGACAUAUAGAGCCGUCAUUUCUUCUUCAACUACAGCUAAAGUUCUUCCCGUUAAUUAA
This is a messenger RNA of Clunio marinus, 222 nucleotides long. NCBI's taxonomy places the organism in Eukaryota, Metazoa, Arthropoda, Insecta, Diptera, Chironomidae. The record is from the annotation of a GenBank genome assembly.